CUAUAAACAGGGCCAAAUUUCACUUUACAUUUGCUCUUUAACCUGAGGGGACGGAAGACAUGACGGCCAUCAAACUUGUGAUCUCCAUUGCCCUUCUAGUUUCAGUCAAUGCACGUUCAGUUGAUCCUGGAAGUAUGAUGAAUGUCCUGAUGGGUGAGGAUGACAUUAUGAGAGGUGACAUGUGUCAGGACUGCACUCAGAUUUUUGAGCUCCUGAAGGAUCUAAUGUCCAAAGAAGACUUUCAGGCCAAACUAGCUUCCACUCUUGAGCGCCUGUGUGAUAAACUGCCUGCACAAGCCACCAAAAUCUGCCACGAUGAGGUGGAAAAGACCCUUCCUCUGGCCAUCAGCUUUCUUACCAACAUGAUGAAACCAGAGGAAAUCUGUACUUAUCUUGGGUUGUGUGGCGGUCGUGACAAUGGCAUGAUGAGAGAACUGUUGCUGAACCACAUCUACAAAACUGUAUCAGUGCCAACUAUGAAGCUCGAGUGGUCUGUUCAGUGUUCAGUCUGCACAUACAUUGUGAGAACAGUAGAGUAUCUGUUUCCCAAAGAGAAGGCUCAGAGUGUCAUAACUACCCUACUGGAGAGUUUGUGCACUGAGUUUCCAACUCUGGUUCAGUCACAGUGCAAUAAUAUAGUUGAACAAUACGUACAAUUGUUGAUUGACAUGUUAGUGAACAGCAGCUCUCCAAACUUUAUAUGCAAACUUCUGAGUUUUUGUGAAAUACUAGAAAUCCCUUUCAAAGCAGAACGUGUGCUUUCUGAUUGUGAUUCUUGUCUUACGCUGGCCAUUCUCACACAUAUGCACCUGGGCUCCAAUGCCACCAAGAGCCAGACAGCCUCCUUCCUUGACUCUGUCUGCCAGCUGCACCUCACUGCAAUGCCAAAGUGCCAGAUCUACACACAGCGUCAUGGAAACCAUCUCAGCAUGUUUCUGGGCAAAGAACAGGGGGCACUGGAUGUAUGCAAGAGGGCCAAUCUUUGUGUAGCUCCAGACAAGGAGCUGGUCAUGGCAGGUGACCCCUGCAGUUCCGGCCCAAACUACCGCUGUAAGGAUCUCCAGACUGCUCUAGAGUGUGGGGCAGUUUCCUUCUGUCAGAUGAAUGUGUGGGGAUGAAUCGAUUUUUCUGCCAUCCAUAUUAAUGUGGUACAAUCAAAGGUGAAAGAUUCCAAACAGGCAUUAUUUCAAGAUUCAACAGCCUCUCUGCAUGCUGUAGCAAGUUGUGUAUCAACAUUGUAUAUUAAAGACUCUUGACCCUUUGAAUUUUUCCACAAAAUGUUCCUAUUUUCCCAAUCUUUUCUGAGUUAUAUUUGUGUUUCAAGGAUAAUAUCUUCAGUAAACAAGAUAAAAUAGAACAGACCUGUUAUAAAACCAUGUUAUUUUAACAAAAAGUUCAAACUAUUGCUCAUGCAGCAUCACUGAUCUUACGAUAAUUUGCAGCAUUGUGCAAGCCAAUAUAAGAUUGAUAAAAAGGUCAAUUCAAAGUAACUGUUCAUUAUAAAUAUUAACUAGAAUAUGAAUAAAAUAUUACUUUGGGAGGGAUGACAAAUAUAUAUAGAUGAUAACAUGCAUUUUAAAACUAAAAUGGCACAAUUUUGUUUUAGAAGUUCAUACCCCUUAUAUUGUACAAAUAUUUUGCAUGGUAACCAGUUUCCUUCAAAUUAUCAUAAUUGCUACAGUUAUUGAUAUUACAUAUGGUAUUAGCUACCAGUGUCAUCAAAAAAAGGAAAAUAAAUUAAAAUU
This is a messenger RNA of Xyrauchen texanus (razorback sucker), 1745 nucleotides long. It is a transcript of the gene sftpba, whose product is annotated as surfactant protein Ba. The record is from RefSeq and is a predicted model, not a curated record. Gene Ontology annotation, cellular component: lysosome. Lineage: Eukaryota; Metazoa; Chordata; Actinopteri; Cypriniformes; Catostomidae. The coding region runs from base 60 to 1118 and encodes 352 amino acids. Gene Ontology annotation, biological process: sphingolipid metabolic process. The transcript has 12 exons.